AUGGAUGAUCACUUGUCCAGAUUAGAAGAAGAAGUAAUGAUGAGGUUAGCUGAUGGAGUUGAGAUAAAUGAUUCGUUCCCUGAUGAACAUGUAUCUAAAUGGGUGGAAGCUAUUGCACUUUCAAACAAUGAAGGGAAGAGUGUCACCGGGUUUCUAGAAAAAGUAUUUUCUCUAGAUUUGUCUAGUGGGCAAGUUGAAGUAUCAAAUAGAGAGAUUAAACAGAUCCUUGCAAAGAAUGUGAAUGCAAAUAUAUUUGGUUGGUCAAGAAGGCUUGAUGAUGCUCUAUGUGCCUAUCACACUGCAUUCAAGACUCCCAUAGAGUUAGAGCACAAAGCAAUGUGGGGACUCAAGAAGCUAGAUUUGGAUUGGGACACUGCAUCAAGUCAAAGAUUGAAUGAGAUAAUUGAGCUAGAUGAGUUUCACCUAAAAGCAUAUGAAAGUUUAGCCUUGUGGCGCUUGUUUCCUGGCAAGCUCAAGUCCAAGUGGACUGGGCCAUACAAAGUGGUAGAAGUAUUCUCACACGGAGCGGUUGAACUUGAGAAUGAUGAAAGAACGAGGUUCAAUGUGAAUGGUCAAAGGAUAAAAAUCUACCUAGGUAAAACAGAGGAAUUCAAAGAGUUAAUAGAAGAAUGGGAUCUUGAUGAAGUUUGA
Messenger RNA from Solanum stenotomum, 651 nucleotides. RefSeq lists its product as uncharacterized. NCBI's taxonomy places the organism in Eukaryota, Viridiplantae, Streptophyta, Magnoliopsida, Solanales, Solanaceae. The transcript has 5 exons. The record is from RefSeq and is a predicted model, not a curated record. Bases 1 to 651 code for a protein of 216 amino acids.